UGCACGGUCGGAAAGGCCUCGGCGGGGAGAGACCUCAGCGGAGACAGGCGCCGCCGCCGCCGCCACUGCAGCUCCCGCCGCCGCCGCCCCUCCCGCCGCCGCUCCCGCCGCCGCCGCCCCCGCCGCCGACAUGUUUUGCUCCGCAGUGAGGACCGCCAAGUGGAGGGCGGGGGAGAAACUGCAAGGCCCAGCGGGCCGUGCGCGGGCGGCGCUUGCGCGGUGCGCGGACGGGGGGACGGUCGGGCCAUUUAAAUGUGUGUUUGUGGGCGAAAUGGCUGCGCAGGUCGGAGCGGUGCGCGUUGUACGGGCGGCGGUGGCGCCGGAGGAACCGGACAAAGACGGGAAGGAGAGGCCCCUCGCCGCGGCCGCGCCGCGGGGCGUGAAGCGGCAGCGCCGGGCGAGCAGCGGGGGCUCCCAGGAGAAGCGGGGGCGGCCGGGCCAGGACGCCCCCUUGCCUCCCCCUCACCGGCGGCGUCGCAGCCGCCAGCCGCCCGGGCCGCCGCCGCCGCCCGGCGCCGCCGGCCCCGGCCCGGGCCUGCUGGAGCCUCUGCUCCUGCCGCCGCCGCCGCCGCCCCCGCCGCCGUCGUCCUCGCCGUCGCCGGCCCCCGCGGGGCCCGCCGUGGCGGCCGCGCUCCCGGGCCCCGGGACCUCGGCCCUCUUCACCUUCUCGCCGCUGACGGUGAGCGCGGCCGGGCCCCGGCUUAAGGGCCACAAGGAGCGGCACCGGCACCACCACCACCGCGGCGCGGAGGGCGACCCCGGCGCCUGCGUCCCGGGCGAUCUCCUGCACAAGGACAUGCAGGAAAACGGCGAGAGGACGGGCGGGGCGCCCCUGGCCAAGGCCCCCAAGAGAGAAACACCAGAUGAAAAUGGUAAAACCCAGAGAGCUGAUGAUUUUGUCUUGAAGAAAAUAAAGAAGAAAAAGAAAAAGAAACAUCGAGAAGAUGUGCGAGGAAGACGCCUUAAAAUGUACAACAAAGAAGUACAAACCGUAUGUGCUGGCCUGACUCGGAUCAGUAAGGAGAUUCUCACCCAAGGACAAGUAAACAGCACUUCAGGAGUUAAUAAGGAGUCCUUCAGGUAUCUGAAAGAUGAACAGCUGUGCCGAUUAAAUUUGGGCAUGCAAGAAUAUCGGGUACCCCAGGGAGUACAAACACCCUUUACGACUCACCAGGAACAUUCUAUUCGUAGAAAUUUCUUAAAAACAGGUACUAAAUUUAGCAACUUCAUUCACGAGGAACACCAGUCCAACGGUGGUGCUCUGGUACUUCAUGCUUACAUGGAUGAACUCUCAUUUUUGUCUCCAAUGGAGAUGGAGAGAUUUUCUGAGGAGUUUCUUGCUUUGACAUUCAGUGAAAAUGAGAAAAAUUCUGCUUGCUAUGCUUUAGCAAUAGUGCAUGGAGCGGCUGCUUAUCUUCCAGACUUUUUGGACUACUUUGCUUUUAAUUUCCCCAACACUCCGGUGAAAAUGGAAAUUUUGGGCAAGAAAGAUAUUGAAACAACAACCAUUUCAAAUUUUCAUACUCAGGUCAACAGGACGUACUGCUGUGGCACCUACCGAGCAGGCCCUAUGCGACAGAUAAGUCUUGUUGGAGCAGUCGAUGAAGAAGUUGGUGAUUAUUUCCCAGAGUUCCUUGAUAUGUUAGAAGAAUCUCCUUUUUUGAAAAUGACCCUGCCCUGGGGCACGCUUUCCAGCCUCCGACUGCAGUGCAGGUCUCAGAGUGAUGAUGGGCCCAUCAUGUGGGUGAGGCCGGGGGAGCAGAUGAUCCCCACAGCAGACAUGCCAAAGUCGCCCUUCAAAAGACGACGAUCAAUGAAUGAAAUAAAAAAUCUCCAGUACCUACCUCGGACUAGUGAACCCCGUGAAGUCCUCUUUGAAGACAGGACGAGAGCUCAUGCUGACCAUGUAGGCCAGGGGUUUGAUUGGCAGAGUACAGCUGCUGUCGGGGUUUUGAAAGCUGUCCAGUUUGGUGAAUGGAGUGGCCAGCCUCGCAUAACCAAAGAUGUGGUAUGUUUCCAUGCUGAGGACUUUGCUGAUGUUGUUCAGAGACUGCAGCUAGACCUUCACGAGCCUCCAGUUUCCCAGUGUGUGCAGUGGGUGGAUGAAGCUAAACUAAACCAAAUGAGGCGGGAAGGCAUUCGGUAUGCUAGAAUCCAGCUGUGCGACAAUGACAUCUACUUCAUCCCUAGAAAUGUUAUUCACCAGUUUAAGACAGUGUCUGCUGUGUGCAGCCUGGCCUGGCACAUAAGGCUGAAACAGUAUCACCCUGUUGUGGAAGCCACACAGAACUCAGAGCCCAAAUCUAACAUGGACAGUGGUUUCCCUGGAAAGAGAGAAUUAGAAGUGGACUCCCAGUGUGUGAGGGUAAAAUCAGAGCCUGAGGACAAGAGCCCAGAGACAAGGCUGUUGUCAGCCGCACCCCCGCCCUUCUCAGCGCCAGCAGAGCUCCACCCCCCGCAGGCGCAGAAGACCAGGCCUGUGCCCAUUUUCAAGGUGGAAAGUAGACUGGACUCCGACCAGCAACGCAAUCCACAGGAACACCCAAGCACUCCUGUCUGAUAUGUACAUACUCACAUUUUUUAACUUUUUUAACUUUUGAUGUGAAGUUAUAGUUUUAUAACUGGCUUACGUUAAGUUUUAUUGGAGAAAUCUUGCUUAUAAUUCUAUAAAGAGAAAUGACAUUCCACAAAUGUCAGGCCUAUCUUUUUUACACAGAUUAUGCAGAGUUUAGAGUUGUAUCCUACCCCGUUAGUACAGUCUGUAAUAGUGGGUCUGCUGCUAUGUUCUGUUGUAAGGUGUGAGGUAACAAUUCAAUCUCUUCUUCAAAACAAGAAUUCUCUCAAAUAACAGAUUCUCAUUUGAUAAUUAUUCGCUUCCCUUAUCUUGCCUUGUCUCUGCCAUGUUUGCUGUUUGUUUGUUUUUUUUAAAUACAAAUAUUGUGUCUUUAUGGCACAUAAUCAAUUUCCAUAGUAAACUCGGCAUGGGCUGCAGGAAGGAGACCCUGCAUCCAUCUAUGUAUGGGCAAGUAAGUUAUUUAUCCAGCUAUAAAGAAUAAGUAGUUUCUAAGCAAAUUCAGUGGCUCUCUGGUUUCUUAACAAAAGAGAAAGCACAACAUUUUCUGACUGUCUUUUUUGUAACUGUUAUUUAAAGCCCAGUGGACAUUUCAAUUAAAAAAAUGUAAAGAAGAAUAGUCCUUGGUCAUUCAUUAUCCAAUGAUUCAUUCUUUUCUAGACUCAUGGUCACUGUUAGAAGACAUGGUUGAGGGAGAUAGUGUUGAUGUGACACUCGUGUCCUCACUUUUCAGUUGGUUUCUAAACUUUUCACAGGACCAAACUUAGAGAAUGGUACCAGUCUUUCUAAUAAAGCUACCAUACUGGGAUAGCAAACGUAGGAGAAACUAUGGUUGUGACUUGGUGUCAACCUCUUCGUGUCUAGUUAGGAGACCCUUUACAGCUUUAUCUGGAGAAUAACUGGGCUUCUUUACUGUUAGUUUUGCUAAUUUGUAAUAGAGAACAGGGCACUAGGCUUUAUCCUAGAGUUUCAGGAAGCUUAAAACCUAGUGCCUCAGCAUUAUUAUUUCUUCUUCUUUCUUCUUCCUUCUCCCUUCUCUUCUUCCCUUCUCUCUUCUCCCUCUUUCUCGCUCCUCCCUCCUCUGUCCUCAUCCUUCCUUCCUUCUUUUUCUUCUGUUUUUAUACAGGCACAGUUCAUAUAGCUUGUCUGGUCUUAGCUUUCUGUUAAUUUAGGUUAUUAAUGAGAUAUCUUGUUCUUUCUCUUAAUGAUACUGUAUUCUUUUGUUUAUUAAAGAAAGAGUACUCUCCACACCUAAGACCAGAUUCUUGUAUCUACCUGGUUACAGUGCAAUUUGAUUCCCCCCCUCCCCCCAAUGGUCAGAUUUGAAAUACUUGCAUUAACAUAGUAAAAAAUAAAAAAGAUGCUGCUUUUAUUAUGUCAGUCAACAUGAACACUUUGCUGCAUCUUUUGAACUAUCAAAUAUGAAUUUUCUCUAACAUACUCUGAAAUAGGUUAAUCUUAUAUAAAUAUUACUUUGUGCAAUAUUGUUGUGUAGUUAAAUGCAUAUUAGCAAAGUUUAGAGGUCACUGUGUAAACCGAUAGAAAAGUAACCAUCAGCAAAUACUACGGUGAUUAGUUAGAAUCUGUAUUAUUCCUUAUAUAUAUAUAUAUGUAUAUGUAUAUGUAAUCUUCGUUAUAAAGGAUGAAGAAAAACAGACACAUUUCAAUGUAAACCAUUUUAUGAAUUGGAAGUGAUGUUGGUUUUAGUUAUCUUUGUAAAUAAGGUAAUUAGAAUGGUAUGAAUGGUAAUGUGAUUAUUACAAAGGUGUUUUUAAUUCCUGUGUAUAAAUUCUAGCAUAAAUUCUAGUUUAUCAAGACUAGUUUUUAAGGAACUUUUGAGGGUAUAUUUUUUUUGUUGUUGUUAUUUUGUGGGAAGGGGUUUAUCACAAAAGUGUGUGGGUUUGGGUAAUUCUUAUUUUUUACUUUUCUGUCCGGAAGAAUUUCAUAGAGCUUUACCAGGCUGUUGCAAAGUAAAAUUCUUCUCAGGCAACAUUUUCUUUUAAAAAUAAUCAUGAAGAAUAAUACUGUUAAAACAGAAAGUUUUCAUUCUUUUCCUUGUCUUCCGAGAUCCGAUUUCCCUGUCUCCCACUUGCCACCCGCAGGUGCCAUCGGCCGUGCUUGUAAGAGCGAGGAGGCCGAGAGUCCCUGGCCAGCCAGCACUGUGCAUCACCGCUCAGGAGCCAGCGCGUCUGCAAAGACACACACAACACAGUCCAUCCUCCUUUUACAAUUCUACCCUCACUUCCAAUAGGAAAGAACACAAAUGCUUAAAAUCAUGUACUAAUAAAUUGUAUGUUAGCAUCGCGAUAGAAUGGAGAACAACAUUUAGCUAGUCAUGUAUCUGGGGACCAAGCGUCCCACGGGAGUAUUAGACUUGAUAGCAUGCUUUGAAGACUGAUGAAUAUAAGCGCAGACGUUUUGAGUUUCCGACUGCUCGCAAAACUGUAUCCUAGUUUAGUGAUAAUAAAUGACUGCACCUUUCCUAACUCAUUGAAUUGGUUAUUGGGUGUGGCGGAGCCGGCCGGGCCAGGCUGGCGUCCCCUGACUCGCCCCGCAGUGACGCUGCCCUCCUGCCUUGGUCUACUGUCUGUCCGUUGUGCCAACUCUCGAGGUCACUUGCAGAAGGUGGCUGUAAGUUUUAGUUCUUCAUGGAGCAGAGGGAUACUUUUAAAAUGUGCUUGUGGAAAGGACCUAAUAAAUAUUCCUGACAGUAAAUAGAAUGAUUUAUGGUAACUACUAAAAAGGCUAAGUCUUCCCUCCCACCCAAGAAGUCAUUCUAUAAUUGCCAAGACAGGCGAGGAGGAUUCUAAGAGACAUCCCAAAUUCAUAAAGCAAUAAUAAAGACCUACUUUUGUUGUUUCCCUCCUCCAAUGUCUUUUCACUUUUUAAAGAUAGACUUCUUAGGCUGAAUUUAGUAAUUAAAUUUUCCUUAAUUUGGUAUUGUUUUCAGUGGAGGACUUGGAAAGCAUCCUUCCCCUCAGAGAUUGACUAUCGACUAAUAUUUCAAGCUCUUCUAUGGGGCCAAGGGGCUUAUUAAAUAAAAUUCCUCACUAGACCUUAGAAAAAGAUGUCGAAUCAGUCUUAAUAAAGGUCACACUUGGUGACUGGAGAAAACUUACUGCCUUUCUCUAUAUAAAUAUUGUCGAGAAAGUGAAUAUAGGAACAAGACUCCAAAAAAAAAAAACCAUGAAAAUAUAUUCUUGGUGAAUAUAUUCAUGAUCAUUAAUAUUAGCCAAUUAUAUUUUCAUCUUUACCAUUGUAUACCUAUAGGAUAAUUGAGUUUAUGUGUUCAUCUGUUUCGUCUUUACUACUGGAUUAAAAAAAAAGACUUUUCAGUCGUGCACACCGGAGGUUCACAGUUGUGCUGUUACAUUUUUAAAACAGGUUGUGGCUGUAUUUGUUGGUCAUGCAAGUAGAGGAAAUGAUAACAAACUUUUUUUCUUAAGUGCAUGAGGGAUGGAUCCUCAUCUUGAUGUUCUCCGCUCUGUUCUGGGAGCAGCAUCCAGCAGUGUUGAGGGCCUUCCAUUUCCUCGUGAAGCUUUAGGGUCCGUGUGUGCGUGGAGAGACCCCUGUCUCUCACUAAGAUAGCACUUUUCAAUUCUAAAAAAAUACAUACUACUAUCACAUGUUGUAAAUUUUUCAUGUAAUAGUGUUUCUUUGUGACUAAACUUCAUUUUGAUUGGCAGCUAAGACUUUCCCCCUCCUCCGUGUCUUUAAUUUAUCUAAGAGUUUUUUUGCAUAUAGAUGAAAUGUAUGAUUUGCCUGGCAGACUAUUUGCAUUGUGUGGCCUUAGUUUAUUGACAUUAACCCGUGUUUUAAAAGGUUUUUAACGAAUAGUCUUAAAUCCGAAUUUGUGUGAAUAACUUCCUUUUAACACUGCUUUUUUGUAGCUGUCUUAAGUGUGUACAAUUGUUAAGCUAUUUCUUUGUAAAAUAGGACAAUGGAAUGCAUAGAGGUUUUUUUUCCCUGUAAAGUAUUUUUUUAAUAAACAAAGUCUGAUUUGUCCUCUA
Perognathus longimembris pacificus (Pacific pocket mouse) is the source of this 6582-nucleotide messenger RNA. RefSeq names its product round spermatid basic protein 1 (gene Rsbn1). The transcript is spliced from 7 exons. NCBI's taxonomy places the organism in Eukaryota, Metazoa, Chordata, Mammalia, Rodentia, Heteromyidae. The record is from RefSeq and is a predicted model, not a curated record. Gene Ontology annotation, cellular component: nucleus. Bases 131 to 2560 code for a protein of 809 amino acids.